GCUGGCGCGGACAAGAUGGUGGACGGCGUUUGGUGAUUGUCCUGCUUGCGCCGCCGCUUGCUGCAAGUUUCUAGGGGAAAGACAGGGGCGGCUCUGCGGACACGAUGCAUUUCUCCAUCCCAGAGACUGAGGCACUGAGCGCCGAUAACGGAUCUACAUAUGUGUUUAGAGAAUGUUCAUGAUUUGAAAUAUGGCUGUGAUCUGGAGAACAAACAAUUAUAGGGACAGCUGCCCUACUUUGAAUGCCUACAAUAUUCAUGUGAAUGGAGUGUUACACUGUCGGGUCCGAUACAGUGAACUCUAUGGACUUCAUGAGCAGCUGAGAAAGGAAUAUGGGACCAACGUACUUCCUCACUUUCCUCCGAAGAAGAUUUUCACAUUAACAGCUGCAGAGGUAGAACAACGUAGAGAACAACUAGAGAAGUACAUUCAGAGUGUACGCCAAGAUUGCUUGCUGGGUGGCAGUGAGGCAUUCAACAGCUUUCUGAGAAAAGCGCAACAGGAAACUCAGCAGAUUCCAACACAAGAGGUACAGCUUGAUGUCUACUUGUCCAAUGGACAGAAAGUAAAAGUCAAUAUUUUCAGCUCGGACCAGACAGAAGAUGUGUUAGAGGCGGUUGCAGCAAAACUGGAUCUUCCUGAUGACCUGGUUGGAUACUUCAGCCUUUUCCUUAUCCGAGAAGGAAGUGAUGAUAGUUGUUCUUUUGUACGAAAGCUACAGGAGUUUGAACUGCCCUAUAUUUCAGUCACAAGCUUGAAAAACACAGAAUACAGAAUUGUGCUGCGAAAGAGCUACUGGGAUACUGCUUAUGACAAUGAUGUUAUGGAAAACCGGGUUGGAUUGAACCUAUUAUAUGCCCAGACAGUAGCAGACAUUGAACGGGGGUGGAUCCUUGUCAAUAAGGAGCAACACCGACAGCUGAAAUCACUUCAAGAAAAAGGUUCCAAAAAAGAGUUUAUCAGUCUGGCUCAAACGCUGAAGUAUUAUGGAUAUAUCAAGUUUGACCCUUGCAUCACUGAUUUUCCAGAGAAAGGUUGUCAUGUAAUAGUCAGCGCCGGUAACAAUGAACUGAAUUUUCAUGUCAAAUUGCCCAACGACCAAAUCAAAGAAGGUAGUUUCAAGGUCACACGCAUGAGAUGCUGGCGUGUCACUUCCUCACAAGUUCCACUAAUGAAUGGCACAGCAAAUAGCCCAGGAAAGACUGAGACUAAAUUGGAAUUGGCUUUUGAGUAUUUGAUGAGCAAAGACCGACUCCAGUGGGUGACCAUUUCCAGCCCUCAGGCAAUAAUGAUGAGUAUUUCUUUGCAAGCAAUGGUGGAUGAACUAAUGGUGAAGAAAUCAGGUGGCAACAUAAAGAAGAUGCUGAAGAAGCGUAUGAAUGGUGCAUUACGCCGGUCAGACAGCCAGCAAGCUGUGAAAUCCCCUCCACUUCUGGAUUCUCCUGAUUCAAACAGAGAGCCCAUUGUCAAGCUCUCGAGUAAGCUGUCUUCCGUUAGCAUCCGAGGAAUUGGCACAUCUAAUUCCUCCAGUGACAUCCGUGCUAAUGACUUCCAUGGUAACUAUGCCUUUGAGGGAAUCGGCGAUGAUGAUUUGUGAAGUUUUAUCAGGUGAACCGUUCUCGUGACUGCCUGGAGCAAAGCAGAAAUCUUGCACUUGCAUCUGAUCAGUUUGCACAGAAUUUAACUAGAAGGAUUGAACCAUGACUGCUGUUCCGAAGGCGUCAUCAUGGAUUGACACGUGUCAAGUAGCAACAAGGGUAAAGAGUCAUGACCUUUUGUUUAUGAUCAUGAUUAACACCAAAUUAUCGUUUACUAGAGUAUUUUGCACAAUGAUUCAAAUUUCUUUUGAAAAUUCGUAAGAUCCACUUAUGUUUACACAAAAUAUCAAUGAAAUUUAACAGUAUUUCUGAAUAAUACCUAAAAACUGUAGUUGCAGACUGGAACUAGUUGUAAUGUCUUAUACCUAAAAUGAAUGGUAACCUAAAACAAAUGGUGACACUAACUUGUUUACAGAAUUACAGCAGUGGUUUCACAAAAUACCUUGUUGCCAAACCAGAGCACCCAGCUAACGUAGAAGCUAAAGAUUUUCUUUAGAUGAAUAGCACCGUAUUGACAGUUUAAAGGUAACCCAAGUUGCAUAGAAAAGCUUAGCCUGCUUCCAUUGGUGGUCAUUGUGUGGUAAAAUUACUACACCUUGGUUCUCAAGUGUGAUCUUGUAAUUUCAAAGCAAGAUCAAAAUGGCUUUGUCAGCUCUUCAUUACAAUACUUGUAUGUUAUGCUGAUGGCUUACGGCCUGGUGUCACAUCAGAUUUCCAUAGGUAUAAAUUCAUUAAAUGUUUAUCUACGCAAUAAUACAUCUACAAUUCCACUUUAGUGACCUGACAUUAUACUUGCACAAGUCAAAUCUGUUCAGUUACUUUGAUUUAAUUUUGGUCCUCAGUCUCUACUUCCACUGCAGAAGAUUGGAGGCUGAAUCUAAGUAACUGUCUCAUUCACUGAUUAGGCCACAAAGUGUUGAUCCUAUUUUUUUUUAAGAAGGGUUGAAUUAUUUUAACCGUCAUUCUGGUACAAGCUUGUAUGCCAAUAUGCUUUCCCUAUGGUCUCACUAGUUUAGUCCUGUUUGUACAACAUCUGUCCUUCAGAACAAGGUACAUGGAAAACCAAAGCAGUUCAAUAGCAAUUUUAAGCAGAAUUGUAACAAGAUAAUGCUGAUCAAAUAUUAUUUACACAUAGUACUGCAGCAGGCAGAAUGCUUAAAUUCUGCUGAAACCCUCAGCAUUGCACUGUUGGCCAAUGAAAGAUCUAAAAAGAAGUUGCACAUGUUUAUUUAUCCCUUUCCUAAAUAUUAAUAUUUGGAACUAUAGUACCAAACUGAACAACUGAACAGAGUUUGAUUUUACCAUACUUCCACUGUGAAUUAUUUGGUCCAUGCUUGCUGGUAGAUUAUUAAUGAUGUGGAGUCAGCUGUGAAUUUUUUUUUUAAAAAUUAAACUCACCAUUGUUCUAAUGAAUACAUCCAUCAUCUUGAAAAUUUAUGUUGAGAUCACUACUUCUCAGUAACGCAAUCUGUCUAUACUGUUAUGAGUGUUUAAAGCAAUAACUUAUAUAUACAUUGGUACUGGAGGACUGAUUCUUAGCUGACUAAUAUUGACCACGUAAGUACAUGUGCAAGUAUGAUACUGUUGAAUGAGUUAGUAAAAGUCAGUUCACUUUCGUUCCUAAAAAUAGUGUGUUUCAUCUUUUACCAAGAUGAAGCAUCUAUUGAGGAUGUCCUCAAUAAUACAGCUGUUGACCAAUCCUGACAGUCACUGGCUGUCCACCUGUCUGAGAAAAAUAAAUGCAUAUGCUUUGAAAACCCUGAAGUCCUUUGUUAGUUGAACAGCUGUUUAAUGCUGUGUCAUUCUUUCAUACUAGCAUUUGGUAAUGGUACUGUACUUUGCUGAUAUCAAUCAUAGUAUUAACAAAUGUUAGACCACGCCUUUCUAGAAUACCCCUUCCCUACUCCUGAAGCUACUUAAUACAAUUUGUAACAUUGGUGCCAAAUUUUUUUGAUGCCUUUAAUUUUAACUUUGUUAGGAUCAGAAGCCAUUUUAAGUAGCCCAAAGAAAAAUAAUUGAAGCCUAUACAACUAUAUUCAUAAACCUUGUGUUGCCUUGAUUCCAGUCAUUGAUUAGUUAUCCCUGUAAAAUUUUGACAGAUAAUUUUGAACUUUGAUAAUUAUUGAACAGUAAAUCAGGUGUUCUUUAGCUAUCUCUAUAGUGUCCAGAAAAUAGUGAAUGUAGUAUUCAUCUCCAUGAAUACAGUGGUAAAGGGAUAACUGAAUUGUGCAUCUUAAUAGAAGAAAAAAAACAAAAAUGUAGAAUUGUUAGGAAGAGUGUUGAAUUAAAACACAUAACAAAACUGGAACAUAAAAUAAAUGAUCAAAAGUAAAAUCUGA
Messenger RNA from Carcharodon carcharias (great white shark), 3937 nucleotides. It is a transcript of the gene snx17, whose product is annotated as sorting nexin 17. Gene Ontology annotation, molecular function: phosphatidylinositol binding. The coding region runs from base 191 to 1597 and encodes 468 amino acids. Gene Ontology annotation, biological process: intracellular protein transport; signal transduction. Lineage: Eukaryota; Metazoa; Chordata; Chondrichthyes; Lamniformes; Lamnidae. The record is from RefSeq and is a predicted model, not a curated record. Gene Ontology annotation, cellular component: early endosome. The transcript is spliced from 16 exons.